CACAUUUUUGACAUGUGUCACUUUUGUGUAUAAUAGAAAUAUUAAAAGAAUAAUGUCUUUAAAAUGCACGGAAUGCAGUCGAGAAUUUUCCGUGAAAAGUAAUUUAACUCGACACCUUCGCAUGGUUCACGCUGUGGAUGUUGAACGAAUAGACAUCCUCCCGGGGGAUUUUGACACCUAUCACUACAAGUGUCUCGAGGGCUGCAACAUCUCAUUUAAGUACAAUCGCGAGUUGCGGAGACACCUCAAUGCCAAACAUGAGAUGAAUAUGGUUGAACUGAAUCUGGAUUUUCCUAAUUCAACAGAGUUUAAGAAGUGGUUGCACAAUGAGGAGACUGAGAAUUACGUACAAUACGUGCAUUUGACGGCCACGAAGCGCAGAAGCACGGGGGCUGAGACCUACUAUUAUGAGUGUAGCAGGACAGGAAAGCGCAGUUAUGUGGACGACACUACAAGGAAGCGCAGAGCGAGAAAAUCUGUGACCAAACUAAACAGAGGCUGUACUAGUCAAAUAAUAGUAAAUAAAUCGCACGACGGUACGUUAUCAGUAAAUUAUUUCAAAAAUCAUUACGGACAUGAAGUAGAUUUAGAGCAUGUGAAACUAUCCAAACAGGAUAGAGGCUCUAUCGCUACCAAAUUAUUGCUCGGAUUGCCGGUUACAUCCGUUUUGCAUUCAGUUAAAAAAGCUAGUGGGAAUUUGAAACGGAUCAAUCUUUUGGGGCGAAAAGACAUAGUGAACAUUCGAAAAUCCUUCAACAUAGAUCUGAAAGACGGCAAAAUUUUAAGUGUCGAUAAAAUAAACGUGAAUCAAUUUUUAACGGAAUGUAACACAUGUGAGUACAAUCCUGUACUCUAUUGCAGUAUCGAGGAGUUCCCUGAAUCAAAUAACCUUAGUUAUAUUCUCAUGACCAAACACCAGUCAGACAUGUUGAAAGAAAUCGGGAAUAAUAUCGUCGUUGUGAAUUCGACAAGUUUAAAUAACUGUGAUUUCGAACUGAUUACUCUUUUUGUAAUCGGGAAGAGUUGGGAGAGUUUCCCGGCUGCAUGUAUGUUCACUAAUAAAGUGCACGACGGGACUUAUAAUUUAUUUUUCAACAAAAUAAAAGAUAGGGUUGGCGUUAUAGCACCGUCGAUUUUAAUAACAAAUUGCGAUGAGAUGUAUUACGAAGCUUGGAAAUGUGUAAUGGGCGAAGUCGCUUGUAAUUAUUACAACCCGAUCCAGGUCGAAGUCGAUUGGAAGCUAAACUUGAAUCGCAUCGUUUGUACUGAAACCGACGUGACUCGAGUGAAGCGAAAAUGGGUCUACGACUCGUUGAAGAUUUUCCAAAAUAUCACUGACGAGACCGAAUUUGUGGAAAAUCUCGACGACACGAUGAAAGUCCUCAGCAGCGAUGACGAUUUUAAAGAUUUUCUAGAGUAUUUUUUGAAAAGUUACAGUGACCCGAAAAAUUGGGCCACUUGUUACAGGAACGGCUCAGAUUUGCCUCUGAAACAACUCGAAGUGAUAAACGACGUUUUGAGGCAGUACCUUAACGAGGAUUUGGAGACGCGAUUUGAUAUCAUUUUUCACUCACUUAUCAGAUUUAUUCGGGAUGAAACGGUCAACUCUAUGUUGAAAACCAAGACGAAUCGUGUGUUUUUCGUGAGUGAAAAUGACACGAGACACGCCUUGUUAAUGGAAAAAAGACUGAGUGGGAAUCAUUUGAGUGACAACGUUUGGAGUGUCACAGAAGAGGAAUCCAGGAUCUCUCAUAUCGUCCAGAAAUAUUUGGAGAAGAAAUGUUGCAAUUUAAUCUGCACGACUUGUCGCAUUUGUCUCCACUGCUUCAGUUGCAGUUGUGUUGAUUUUUUUAUCGGAAAUGCGAUGUGUGUUCACAUACAUUACAUUUGGGUGACUUAUUUCAAAUCGACGGUACAACUUAGUGACGACAUCUCGGUAACUUGUGACGAAGAAAUUAUAAUUGAAGUUGAUCAAGAGUGUGAAGAGAGUGUUGAAGAUAUUGAGGUUUUGCGAAAUGCGAUUGCGGAUAGGACUGCAGUUUUAAAUAAUAAUAUUCCUAAUGUUCAAGAUGUUAAAACGCUUCAAGUGAUUUUGGAGACUGUUAAUCAACUUUGCGAUUUGACGCACAUCGAGGACCAGGAACAAGGUACGGAGCAUCUGAGCGAUCAUUCAUAUUUGUAAAUUUGAUGUUAAAUAAAUAAAUUGUUUUAAAUCUU
This is a messenger RNA of Tribolium madens (black flour beetle), 2217 nucleotides long. RefSeq lists its product as uncharacterized. The transcript is spliced from 3 exons. NCBI's taxonomy places the organism in Eukaryota, Metazoa, Arthropoda, Insecta, Coleoptera, Tenebrionidae. The record is from RefSeq and is a predicted model, not a curated record. The coding region runs from base 53 to 2182 and encodes 709 amino acids.